This is a messenger RNA of Drosophila eugracilis, 451 nucleotides long. RefSeq names its product scavenger receptor class B member 1-like. Lineage: Eukaryota; Metazoa; Arthropoda; Insecta; Diptera; Drosophilidae. Gene Ontology annotation, cellular component: membrane; cytoplasm. The coding region runs from base 5 to 451 and encodes 148 amino acids. The transcript has 3 exons. The record is from RefSeq and is a predicted model, not a curated record. Gene Ontology annotation, molecular function: scavenger receptor activity.
AAUAAUGACGGAGGGAGGCGAAAUAUUUAAUCUUUGGGCGCAGCCACCGGUCGAUCUAUACAUCAAGAUAUACAUAUUUAACAUAUCCAAUGCCCAGGAAUUUUUAGCGGGUCGAGAACGCCUUCGUGUGGAACAAGUUGGUCCUUAUGUAUACAAGGAGAUUAUGACUCACGAAAAUGUGACGUUCAAUCAAAAUAACACUAUGUCCAGCACACCCAGUCAUCCCUUAGUCUGGCAAGAGCAAAUGUCGCAGGGUUGUCAUGAAAACGAUGAAGUUGUUAUGCUGAAUAUUGCCAUGUUGAGCUUGCCGGCUAUGCACGAGAUUCCAGCCAGACGCUGUGUCAGCAGUUUUGCCGGUGGCGGUCAUCGUACGAUCGGUCAUUGCCGUCAUCUGGUUAACUUAGAUAACUACUUCCCUCUUGGAAUUAAGGCCGCCCCCUGCCGACCCUAA